UCGUUGAAGUUGAUCACGUGUCAGGCCCUAGGAUGAGAUGAGAAUAGCCGGCUUUUUUGUCUAACAUUAUUCGAGGCUACGUAACUACGCGAAUGUAGCUUUCGAUAAGUGGUAAUGUCUAACGCGGGUCACUUCAGUGACAAAUAUAAAUCUUAGUUGAAAAAUAUUUACAGUAUUUUAUCAUAAAUACUUGUCUUGAAUUCCAUACUGUUAGCCGAGGUCCCAACUCGCUCAACGCUCUGAAGGUCGUUGGAUAAUAACAAAGUAAAAAAUUGCUUGAAAACAGCACGCGUUAUCCAGCACGGAUGAAUCAGUGGCCCGAAGAAAUAUACAGCCAAAGAAUGCAAGCUCUGGAACGAUACUGCACGAAAUUCGAAUGGGUGUUGCCCGAUUGGAGCCUCCUCUAUGAUAACACUUAUUCAAAGGGAAUCAAAUCCGAUUCCUUCCCGCUUCAUGGUGUGCCUCCUUGUACUUGUCGGUUAUUUCUCAACUUAGAAGAUCAGGAGUCCAAUAUCCAUGUAAUACUGUCCGAUCCUGUGUCUGUCCUUGCCGCAAAUGUAACAUUGGUGGUUAAUGAGAAUCCACCGCUGACAUGGGGUUUAGAUCAACCAAUCAGUAAAUGCACUCCUCUGAAAAUCUCCGUAUCACAAAAUAGAAAAACAAUCCUUGAUGCGAUGAAUAUCGAUUCAUCGCAAGGAGUCCAAGACACGCUUACUAUUGUAGCCGAAUUUGUGGCCAUAGCAGUUCCUGCACCUUUACUCUACGACAAUCCUCCUCCGACGAAUGUUCUGAAAAAAGUGGAAGCUUUAUUCGAGGACAAGAAGUUCUGCGACGUUACUCUUGUGUUUGACGACGAAGAAAUUCCAGCACACAAAACUAUCCUGGCAGCACACAGCGAAGUUUUUCAAGCCAUGUUUUUAAGUCAGAUGACAGAAAACGAACAAAGCAUAGUCACAAUAGUUGAUACAGAUUCAAAGCUGUUCAGGGAAUUUAUUAACUAUUUGUACACUGGUCAGGUUAAUAAUUUGAAAGACUCUGUUGAAAAAAUGAUAAUGGUGGCAGAUAAGUAUGAAGUCACAGAGCUCAAAGAAAUGUGCGCAAAUUUUAUGUUAAAAAAUCUCAACAUCCAAAACGUUGUACAGUAUAUUCUCAUUGCCGAUAAGCUCUGCUGCGACGAAUUGAAAAAAAAAGCUCUCCACCUUCUCCGGAACAGCUCGAGUGCUUGGGAAAAUGUUAUUAAAAACGGUGAUCUCGAGGCAUAUGCAGGAUUAUCAAAAAUAUUGAGCAAUUCUUCACAAACAUAGAUGAGAUACAUUCAUAUUAGAUAAUGAAUUUUUUUCACACUCUAUAUUCUCUAAUUUCGUUGUGUCAUGAUUUCACAUCUGCCUCAGCUAAUUUUUUUCUAACAUUUGUGCAUUUUUUAUUUUAAGAGCAUCAAUACAUGAUUUAUUUUGAUUUCAUGGAGAGCUCGCUUAUUACAUGCAAUCUAUUUUGUUCUUGGGAAUGCCCAAUCCCAAUCUGAUUAACCUUUAGAAUGAAAAGCAUCAAAUUUAAAAUGGAAAUCGACCUCUAAACAUUUAUUUUUUAUAAUUUCCUUUAUUAAUAUUUUCUGCACUUGUUAAAGUCAUAAAUAAGUUCAUUUACAGAACAAUAAUUAUAUUUGGUCCUCGCUUAGGUAUUAUGCAGUUCUGAGAAUAAUUUAUCAAGUGACAUUAUUAAAAGGGUAUUGAAAAAAAAAAAUCUAAAAUUAUCUACUGUAAGUUCUUCGGAUAGUUUAUCAUUAUAUUUUAUUUCUCGAACUUGUUUUAUAGUUUUGUGAUAGUCUAAGUUUAAAUGACGUGUAGGUAAGCUACUUGAUAUAGAAGUAACUAUGGUGAAAAAAAUUAUUUUCUUUCGUACACCCUGUAAUGUUAACAAAAAAAUGUUUCGUUAGAAACAGCAAUUGCCUUAGGCUUUAUUCAUCUAUAAAUUAUUACGCAUCAUUAAAUUGGAAUAUUAAA
Messenger RNA from Venturia canescens, 2000 nucleotides. RefSeq names its product protein roadkill-like. The record is from RefSeq and is a predicted model, not a curated record. The coding region runs from base 306 to 1304 and encodes 332 amino acids. Gene Ontology annotation, biological process: regulation of proteolysis; proteasome-mediated ubiquitin-dependent protein catabolic process. Gene Ontology annotation, cellular component: cytoplasm. The transcript has 2 exons. Gene Ontology annotation, molecular function: ubiquitin protein ligase binding. NCBI's taxonomy places the organism in Eukaryota, Metazoa, Arthropoda, Insecta, Hymenoptera, Ichneumonidae.